Arabidopsis thaliana (thale cress) is the source of this 2152-nucleotide messenger RNA. RefSeq names its product F-box/RNI-like/FBD-like domains-containing protein. NCBI's taxonomy places the organism in Eukaryota, Viridiplantae, Streptophyta, Magnoliopsida, Brassicales, Brassicaceae. Bases 633 to 1952 code for a protein of 439 amino acids. The transcript has 4 exons. The record is from RefSeq and is marked reviewed.
UGAGUGGUUAAAAAGAGGGAGCCAACACGAGGACUUUCCGGGAGGUCACCCCUUCCCCUCUAAUUCUCUCGACAAACGAAGAGAGAUUUUAAGGGGUUUUCACUCCCUUUCAUCUUCUUCUUCCUCUCGCCGAUUCCUCUCUCUCUAGCUCUCUUUCUCUAUAUUUCUCCCACGUGCUCCGUCUCUGUUAUGUUCUAUCUUCAACGACCAAACUGAAUCUAGUUCUUUGGAUUUCGAACAUAUUUUAGUACUUAAGCAGUAUUCUAGUGAUGGUCUAUCUCCAAUCUGUUUACAAUAAGGCGUAUUUACUCUCACUUCAGAUUUCUGGAUCCUUUAGUUAGAUUUUAGUGAUUACGCUUCUGUGUCGAAUUCAAUAUCACUUGUAUAAGCUUUUCACUUUCCUGAUUUCAUAUUAUCUUGUAAAUUUGGUUUUGAUAGGACUUGAAAGAAGCAAUUUUGAAAGGACUAUAUACCAAAGACCAUCCCUUGUAGCAAACUAGCAAUUGGUCAUUAGGGUUCAUAUGAGAGGUCUGAGACUAAGAAGCAGAGUUUUUAUGCCCAUUUACUUUUGAAUUCUCAUAACGAGAAGUGAAAGAAAAAUCCCUUUUUCGCCUCUUGAUUCCUCGGUUUCUAUGGAUAGAAUCAGUCACUUAGCUGACGAAAUCUUAUCGAAGAUUUUGUCUUUUCUUGGGACAAAAGAUGUUAUGCAAACUAUGCUCUUGUCUAAACGCUUUAAGUCUCAGUGGUUGUUGGUGCCAAAACUUGAGUUCGAUGAUAGCACUCACUUGCCUGAAACUUGGGGAUAUCAAGAGCCUGAUUAUGGGAAUUUUCGACGGUUUGUGGACAGAUCGUUGCUGUCACGUGAAGGUCGUGUUCUACAAACUCUGUUUCUCAAGUUAGGUCGACAAUGUUCAUAUGAUGAUAUUGCGAUUUGGGUUGGAAUCGCAGUGAAACGUGGUCUAAUGGAGCUGAAACUCAAAUACACUGACAGCUAUUAUCCAAAGCGUAGUUCUCUUCCAAGAAGUCUUUACACUUGUGAAACACUUGUGGUCUUGAAAUUGAAGAAAGGUUAUUUGGAUGUUCCUGAUCUCGUUUGUCUUAGGUCUCUGAAAACUUUAUCGCUCAGAGAUAUGAAUUACUCCAACGCCAGUUGUCUCCUUAGACUUUUAGCCAGUUGUCCUGUUCUUGAAGAGUUGUUCAUACAACAAGGUUACUAUGAUUCCUGCGCGUUGAGUUUCAAGAUUAUACUGCCUUGCUUGAAGAAGUUAUCUUAUCUCCCAAAAAGAAAAAAAAAGUAUUCUGGGAUUGACCGAUCUGAAGUUUCUGGUGGAAUUUCAGGACUUGUGUUAGAUGCUCCUUCUUUGAAAUACUUGCACAUUGUAGAUCGCUCGGGUCUUUUUUCGGUUAGCGAGAUUAUCAACAUCAAUGCUGUAGUGAAAGCCACUCUUGAGGUUAAUGCCAGCCGACCCGAGAAGCUUCUGUAUUCUCUUGUUUCCGUUGAGCAUAUUCGUUUAUGUUUAUCUGCUACAGAGGUUGUGUAUCCUGUUGGACUUGGUAGCUCCUUCCAUAAACUCAAACGGUUGGAGGUUUGUACAUGCAAAUCUGAGUGGCUCGAUCUAUUCAUCCAUCUGCUCGAAGAUUCGCCUAGCUUACAGGAUAUCAAAAUCAAUCAGUGUCAUCCUGUUACAAAUCCCCGACCUCAAUGGAAUCAACCGGGCUCUGUUCCAAGAUGUUUAUCCUCAAGUCUUGAAACUUUGGAGUGGGUAGAGUAUGGAGGAACGCAUGAAGAGAAAGAACUUUCGACAUAUCUCUUUAAAACCGCAGUUUGUUUUAAAAAGGCGAGUUUUACCGCUAAAUGGAGUGGUGGUGAUGCCAACAAGAAACUGCAGAUGCUUCAGGAGUUAGCCUUGUCGCCAAGGGUUUCACCCACUUGUGAGCUUGUAUUUAAUUGAAAAUUUCAUGCUGUUCACUCAGACCAAACAUCUUCCGAUUGUCUUUUCGUUUUGAGUUUUAUUUCCUCUUUUGGAGUUUGAUGUUAAAGUCUGCAGUGUUCUUAACUCUUUGAUUUAUGGAUUGUGUCUAUAUAGGAAUGGUUAAAAUAUUAACCCAAUAAACCUAAAUUUGCUAAAUUGCAAGAUUUACUUAUGUCUCU